Lemur catta (Ring-tailed lemur) is the source of this 4656-nucleotide messenger RNA. It is a transcript of the gene TGFBR2, whose product is annotated as transforming growth factor beta receptor 2. Gene Ontology annotation, cellular component: plasma membrane; signaling receptor complex. Gene Ontology annotation, molecular function: transforming growth factor beta receptor activity, type II; SMAD binding; activin binding. The transcript has 8 exons. Bases 389 to 2167 code for a protein of 592 amino acids. The record is from RefSeq and is a predicted model, not a curated record. Lineage: Eukaryota; Metazoa; Chordata; Mammalia; Primates; Lemuridae. Gene Ontology annotation, biological process: cellular response to growth factor stimulus; transforming growth factor beta receptor signaling pathway; heart development.
AGCCGAGCAGAGGGAGAAGGCUCUCGGGCGGAGAGAGGUCCUGCCCAGCUGUUGGCGAGGAGUUUCCUGUUUCCCCCGCAGCGCCCGGUUGAAGUUGAGUGAGUCACUCGCGUGCACGGACCCACAACACCCCCGCGCGCGCACCCGCUCGGGGCAGGAGCCGGCCUCCCGCGCAGCUCCCCUCGGCCGCCGGGGGCCUCCCCGUGCCUCGCCGGCCUCCGGGACCCCUCCUAGCUGGUGAGCGGGCGCCACAGCUGGCCCGCACAUCUGCCCCGCCGGCCGGGCGCGGGGUCCGGAGAGGGCGCGGCGCGGAGGCGCAGCCGGGGGUCCAAGAAGGAGCCGGCCGCUGCGCUCGGGGCUCGGUCUAUGAAGAGCGGCGGGGUCUGCCAUGGGUCGGGGGCUGCUCAGGGGCCUGUGGCCGCUGCACAUCGUCCUGUGGACGCGCAUCGCCAGCACGAUCCCUCCACACGUUCAGAAGUCGGAUGUGGAAAUGGAGACUCAGAAAGAUGAAAUCAUCUGCCCAAGCUGUAAUAGGACUGUUCAUCCACUGAGACAUGUUAAUAAUGACAUGAUGGUCACUGACAACAAUGGUGCAGUCAAGCUUCCACAACUGUGUAAAUUUUGCGAUGUGAGAUUUUCCACCUGUGACAACCAGAAAUCGUGUGUGAGCAACUGCAGCAUCACCUCCAUCUGUGAGAAGCCACAAGAAGUCUGUGUGGCAGUAUGGAGAAAGAAUGAUGAGAACAUAACGCUAGAGACAGUUUGCCACGACCCCAAGCUCCCCUACCAUGAUUUUAUUCUGGAAGAUGCUGCUUCUAAAAAGUGCGUUAUGAAGGAAAAAAAAAAGUUUGGCGAGACUUUCUUUAUGUGUUCCUGUAGUGCUGAUGAGUGCAAUGACAACAUCAUCUUCUCAGAAGACUAUAACAGCAGCAAUCCUGACUUGUGGGUAGUCAUAUUCCAAGUGACGGGUGUCAGCCUCCUGCCACCACUGGGAAUCGCCAUAGCUGUCAUCAUCACCUUCUACUGCUACCGUGUUAACCGGCAGCAGAAGCUGAGCCCGUCCUGGGAAACCGGCAAGCCGCGGAAGCUCAUGGAGUUCAGCGAGCACUGUGCCAUCAUUCUGGAAGAUGACCGUUCCGACAUCAGCUCCACGUGCGCCAACAACAUCAACCACAACACAGAGCUGCUGCCCAUUGAGCUGGACACCCUGGUGGGGAAGGGUCGCUUUGCCGAGGUCUAUAAGGCCAAGCUGAAGCAGAACACUUCAGAGCAGUUCGAGACAGUGGCCGUCAAGAUCUUCCCGUAUGAGGAAUAUGCCUCUUGGAAGACGGAGAAGGACAUCUUCUCGGACAUCAACCUGAAGCAUGAGAACAUACUCCAGUUCCUGACAGCUGAGGAGCGGAAGACAGAGUUAGGGAAACAGUAUUGGCUGAUCACCGCGUUCCACGCCAAGGGCAACCUACAGGAGUACCUCACGCGGCAUGUCAUCAGCUGGGAGGACCUGCGCAAGCUGGGCAGCUCCCUGGCCCGGGGCAUUGCCCACCUCCACAGUGACCACACCCCGUGCGGGAGGCCCAAGAUGCCCAUCGUGCACAGGGACCUCAAGAGCUCCAACAUCCUCGUGAAAAAUGACCUGACCUGCUGCCUUUGUGACUUUGGGCUUUCCCUGCGUCUGGACCCUACUCUGUCUGUGGAUGACCUGGCUAACAGUGGGCAGGUGGGAACUGCACGAUACAUGGCUCCAGAAGUCCUAGAAUCCAGAAUGAAUUUGGAGAAUGUUGAGUCCUUCAAGCAGACUGAUGUCUACUCCAUGGCUCUGGUGCUCUGGGAAAUGACAUCUCGCUGUAACGCGGUGGGAGAAGUAAAAGAUUAUGAGCCUCCAUUCGGUUCCAAGGUGAGGGAGCACCCCUGUGUCGAAAGCAUGAAGGACAACGUGUUGAGAGAUCGAGGACGACCAGAAAUUCCCAGCUUCUGGCUCAACCACCAGGGCAUCCAGAUGGUGUGCGAGACGCUGACCGAGUGCUGGGACCAUGACCCAGAGGCCCGUCUCACGGCCCAGUGUGUGGCAGAACGCUUCAGCGAGCUGGAGCACGUGGACAGACUCUCGGGGAGGAGCUGCUCUGAGGAGAAGAUUCCCGAGGACGGCUCCCUGAACACUACCAAAUAGCUCUUCCAGAGCAGGCUGGGUCAAGUCCAAAGAGGCCAUCCCGCUCACCAAAGAACAGAGGCAGCAGGAAGCUGCCCCUGAACUGAUGCUUCCUGGAAAACCAAGGGGGUCACUCCCCUCCCUGUCAGCUGCUGGACGCGCAGAAACCACAGCAGCAGGGAGUGGGUGACAUAAAGCAUUCUAUGCCUUUGACGUUGUCAUAGGAUAAGCUGUGUUAGCACUUCCUCAGGAAAUGAGAUUGAUUUUUACAAUAGCCAAUAACAUUUGCACUUUAUUAAUGCCUGUAUAUAAAUAUGGAAUAGCUAUGUUUUAUAUAUAACUAUAUAUGUCUAUAUCUAUAGCCAUACUCUGAAAAGAGACGAGGAAAAAGAUCAAAUAUUCCCAGGAAAUUGGUUUUAUUGGAGAGCUCCAGAACCGAGCAGACGAGGAAGGGACCCAUGACAGCAUUAGCACUUGACAAUCACACAUGCGGUGGUUCUCUGACUAUAUGACGGGGGACUUUGAAUUAGGAGAGAGGCCCCAUGUCUCAGAGCCUGCCAUGGCCACAUUGCACUUGCUUUUGCAAAACAAUCAUUCCCUGCACAGGGGUUCUCCUCUGGCCGUGGAACUAAAUGCAGUGGCACUGUUCGGGGACCAGUGUUCCUGAGGUUCCUGUGUGCCAUUGUUUUUCCAGGACUUUUCACUUGAGCUCCAAGCUCCACAUCUAAUUUAUGAACAACCUUUGUCAUCCUAGUUCAGAAGCACCGCCCCAUCUCUAAUAGCAUGAACAUUUUAAGCCCCAUUUUUUACCUUCACUGGCUGCAGAAAAAUCAGAAGGUCAAAUUUCCCCACCCAUGAAAUUGCCACACAUCUACUAAUGAGAGAUUGUUUCUCUUUUUUUUUUAUCUUACCCCUAUAUCUAUAAUACUAUUCUCCACUUGCAGCCUUUAUCCUUCCCUAAAAGGGAACAGAUCUCUGCUCUGGGGUUCAUUGUGUUUAACUUUUUAUCACACUUGGUGUGACUCUCUAGCUUUCUGUGCAAACACCAGUGGGUUCCAUCUUUUUUGGGCUCCUAAAUGCUCAAACAUGGUUUGGCCUACUGGAAAGGAUUUGAACUAGUGGCUCAAUACUGCCACUGUUCUUGGGCACUCCGGACAUGUGUUUUCUUGGCCAGCACAGUGUUGAAAAAAAAAUUACGCCACUUUUUAAAUAUUUGGAGAUUUUGCCGAAAAAUCUGGAUCCCCAGGUAAGAAUAGCAGAGGGUUUCCAGUUCUCUCCGGUCCCCAUUCACAAAAUGAAGGUGUGGACAUACUUAUAAAGCUGUUUCACUUCUCACUGUAAACAUAUGCCCUUUCCACUGCCCACCCCCGCCCCAGUCCAAGAAUUAAACUGCCCCUGACCAGGGUCCUUGUAAGAAAUGUGCAUUCAAGCAGUCAUUCUCUGGCUACAUAGUAUGAUUUUUGACUACUUCUCUGAUGUUAAGAUUUGAAGUUGACCUUUUAUUGGACUAAAGGGGACCUCCUUUAAGUGGGUCCAGUUAACCGGAGUCUCUUUGCUUGUAUGUUAAUAGUUUUUCCCUCUGCAUCAGAGAGGGAAGCUCUUUACUCCAAGCUUUUCUCAUGAUGACCAGUGUCUCCAUCACACCAGCCUUCCCAACUUUGCAGAAAUUGAGAGCGAGGACUUGAAUGUGGGACACCAGAGUCCCAACUGAAGUUAAGAAAUCUGUGUCCACAUGGACAAGAACAAAGAAUGGGCUUUAAUACUCCAUAGGAAACUUGUUAAUCCACAAACAAGUGUUAAUGCUGCAAGUAAUCUCUUUUUAAAAAAUGUUUUUGAAGCUACUUAUUUUCAGCCAAAUAGGAAUAUUAGAGAGGGACUGGCAGUGAGCAAAUCAGCUUUGUUUGGAUUUUGGAAGAUCUCGUGUCAUUGAGGUUUUAGGAUACGUGGAGAAGUUCGGAGUUAGGUGGAAACUUUAGGCACCCUGCUCAGUGUGGUGGGCUGAGAGUUAAGGACAGUUUGGCUGCAACACCAUGGGAGCACCUAGAAAUUCCACUUGCACCUUUGGGCUUGCUUCUGCCAUCCCAAUAGCUGUUGCUCAUUGACCUCUAGUGGUGAGUUUCUAGAAUACUGGUCCAUUCAUGGGAUCUUCCAAGAUUCAAAAAAGUAUUGUCACUUCUGGGUUAUCAUCAGUGUAAACUGGAAUGUAGUGUCAGAUGAUACUGUGGCUUGUUUUAUGUUUCUUUUUUCCUUAUUCAAGAAAAAGACCAAGGAAUAACAUUCUGUAGUUCCUAAACAUACUGACUUUUUUUUCACUACUAUACAUAAAGGGAAAGUUUUAUUCUUUUAUGGAACACUUCAGCUGUACUCAUUUAUUAAAACAGGAAUGUGAAUGCUAUAUAGUCUUUUUAUAUCAAAAGUCUCAAGCACUUAUUUUCAUUCUAUGCAUUGUUUGUCUUUUACAUAAAUAAAAUGUUUAUUAGAUUCAAUAAAGCAAAAAUACUCAGGUGAGC